Fusarium falciforme is the source of this 2631-nucleotide messenger RNA. Its product is annotated as Ribonuclease H-like protein. Gene Ontology annotation, molecular function: protein dimerization activity. The coding region runs from base 1 to 2631 and encodes 876 amino acids. NCBI's taxonomy places the organism in Eukaryota, Fungi, Ascomycota, Sordariomycetes, Hypocreales, Nectriaceae. The record is from RefSeq and is a predicted model, not a curated record. The transcript is spliced from 3 exons.
AUGGCCUCCCAAGCCGCACUCUCGUCCGCUCGUUCCAGCGUUCUUGAUUCCAUCGAGACCCAAUCUUCCCCGUACCCAAUCUCUGACUUCGACUCAAGCCCGGCACCCUCCUCCCAAUUGGAGAGCGAAACCAGCGAAUUAGACGGACCUUCCCUCGACGAUUGGAAUCGAAUUGAUUGGAAGCUCCUCCCAUAUUAUACCCGCGAACCACGAAGCAAGAAGGAUCGGGGCUGGUGGUGGAGUCAUGGCUUCAAGGUCCGUAAUUCAAAGGCAAGGAAGAUUAACUCGGAGGUUUCUUGGCUCUGCCUCCAUUGUAUCCGGAAGAAAAGGACGAUUCUGUCGAACUUCUGCUUUGUUGCCUCUGGAAGCGGGAAUAUUAAGAGGCACCUCAGUACUCAUGGUUUUCGAGACCCUGAAAAUAAGAAUCGCCCCCAAACAGGCAAGAAGAUCGAAUCCUAUCUCCAAGCCGACCUUGCCUCCCCAAACGACCAACGACUGAUCGCCAACCUUCUUGGUCAUUUUUGCCCUGAGGGACUUCGUCUUCUCCUACUCGACUGGGUCACCUACCAUAACUUGCCCUUCCGAACAGUCGAUACUCCUCGCUUCCAACGAAUCCUUCAGUAUAUCAGCCCAGUGGUCAAGAACGAAGAUCUUCCGAGUAGGCAGCUGCUGAGGAAGAUGCUCAUGGACGAGUAUCAGAGAGCUAUUGGCCCUGUCACGGAGCUUCUACAAACCGCACGCAGCCAGAUCCAUUUCUCGUUUGAUGGUUGGACUUCGCGCAAGAAUUUCUCAUUUCUUGGUAUCAACGCGAACUUCAUUGACUGCGAUUGGAGGCACCAAAAGCUACUCUUGUCGCUUAAUCCCUUAUCAUCAAGACAUUGUGGUAACAACCUGGCCGAUGAGGUAGCUGAUACCCUGUCGUUUUGGAAGAUCGAGAAGCAGAUUGGCUAUUUCACGCUUGACAACGCUUCGAACAACGAUACAGCGAUGGAGUUUCUUGGAAAGGAGUUCGGUUUUGACGAUAAGGAACGACGCUUAAGAUGUGCUCCACACAUUCUUCAUCGGGUAGUACGCGCCAUGCUGUACGGAAAUAGUAAGGUCAACGCGGAAGUGAUCGCAACUACCCCCGAGGAAAUCGGCGAUGACAUCAGCGACGAGGACGAGGGGGUCGCUAUUCGUCACGCCUUGCGAGCCGUGGAUCAAUAUGCAACCACGGACGAGGAUGAAGACGAUGAAGACGAUAUAAGCGAUGGAAGUGAUGAAAGCGAUGAGGUUGACAACGAGCCUGUUAUUGUUGAUCCUUUCGAGCCCAUCGAGGCGAACUUCUCUGUCCUAUUUAGUCCUACUGCCCCCGGACUACAAGCCUUCAGGGAAAGUGGCCCAAUGGGGAAACUUCACAAUAUGGGCGUUGCACUUCACCGAAGUUCACAGCUUCAUGAUCUGUUUAUUCAAGCCCAGAUCGAAGUAGCUAGACAGGUAGCCAAAGAGAGCAAUCUCGAUACUGAAGAACCCAUCCCUACUCUCGAGUUUGUCCACAACGUAGUGACACGCUGGCAGUCGGACAGAGCGAUGAUAAAACGAGCCUUACUCCUUCGACGCCCGACCAAUUACUUCUUCCAUACAAUCGAGGAGAAGUGGAAUAUAGCCGGUGCCAAAGCUAAAGAUCGGCCUCUUGUUCUUGAUUGUAGGCUUUCCGCCCAGGAUUGGGAGAUCAUCAAGACUUUCGACCUUAUUCUGGAACCCUUCGAAGUCGUAACAAAACAACUUCAAGGAAACGGUCAGCCAGACAAGCGAUCAACUACCGGCGCCUUCCACGAAUACCUUCCUUGUUUUGAACUGCUUUUGGACCACCUUGAGGAAGCAGUUCAAGGACGGGUCCUCAAAGAGAACGCAGAAGGCGAAAUGGAGAUCAUCAACAUAUUCACCGAUGUAGGAGUUGAAACUCGCCGGCUUAUCAAAGUCUUCAUCAAACUCGCGUGGCAACGGCUCGACAAAUACUACCACCUCAUGACGCCAAUUGCGUACGUUGCCGCCGUUGUUUUCCAUCCCUGCAAGAAGUGGAGACUUGUUGAACAAAUGUGGAAUGGGCUUCCAACUCGUCGAUCAGUGGAAUGGACGGAAGAUUACCAAAGCCGGAUCAGGGCUCUUUGGACGGCUAAAUAUAAGGACAACCCUACCCGAUUCAAUCAGCCAAGAGUAAAUCCGGUAGCCCAUCAAUCGUAUAUUCAACGACGGCUCAACAGGAAGAUCGGGCCCUAUCGGUCAACUAUAACUCAGACGCCCGCCACUGUUCUUGAUGAGUACGAGCGAUAUAUCGUGGAAGAGCCUAUCGAUAGUGCUCAGUUUGAGACUGAUCCGAUUUCUUGGUGGAAACUCAAUGAGUCGAGGUUUCCUGCCCUCUCUGUAAUGGCUGUGGAUUUCCUCUCGAUCCUCUCGUCCUCGAGUGAAUCAGAAAGGACCUUCAGUAGCGCAGGCAUACAAUCAUCAUAUGUACGAAGCCGCCUGAGUAGGUCUACUAUUAGCCAGCAACAGUGUCUUCGAUCGUGGGGAAAGGAGGGUAUCUACGAGCCAAGGGUGCAGUUGGAUCAGGCUGAGGAUGACUUCACUGAGCACGCCAUGGACAUAUCGUAG